This is a messenger RNA of Drosophila obscura, 3039 nucleotides long. RefSeq names its product insulin receptor substrate 1 (gene chico). Gene Ontology annotation, molecular function: insulin receptor binding; phosphatidylinositol 3-kinase binding. The record is from RefSeq and is a predicted model, not a curated record. Lineage: Eukaryota; Metazoa; Arthropoda; Insecta; Diptera; Drosophilidae. Gene Ontology annotation, biological process: insulin receptor signaling pathway. Gene Ontology annotation, cellular component: cytosol; plasma membrane. Bases 116 to 2896 code for a protein of 926 amino acids. The transcript is spliced from 9 exons.
UUUUGGUGUCAUCACUACUAAAUAUCUUCUUGAAAAUAAAAACUUUAGUUUGUUUGUUGUCAAUUACAAUGCAGAUCUGUAAUGAAAUUUAAAAAAAGUUAUAAAUAUUGAAAAAAUGGCUUCAACAUCGGAUGAUGGAUUAGUGCUGAGCGGUUACCAGAAAAAACUGAAAACAAUGAAAAAAAAAUUUUUUGUUUUGUAUGAAAAAACGAACAAUUCAGCUGCACGUUUAGAAUAUUACGAUACAGAAAAAAAAUUUAUGCAAAAAGCUGAACCAAAACGAGUUAUUUAUUUAAGUAGCUGCUUUAAUAUAAAUCCACGUUUUGAUACAAAACAUAGGUUUGUUAUUGUAUUAUCCUCAAGAGAAGGCGGAUUUGGAAUUGUGCUCGAAUCUGAAAAUGAUUUACGUAAAUGGUUAGAAAAAUUAGUAUUCUUGCAACGCCAUCAGUCAAAUACAAAUGGUCAAAUGCAGUCAACAUAUGACCAUGUCUGGCAAGUUUUCAUUCAAAAAAAAGGAAUGUCAGAAAAAGUAGGAAUUACUGGAACCUAUCACUGCUGCCUAACCGCAAAAUCCCUAACACUCGUUUGCAUAGGUCCGGAAAAAACAACAAAUGGCGAUAAUCGAAUCUCUAGUAUUGAGAUUCUUUUGACAACAAUACGUCGAUGCGGACAUGCAUCUCCUCAAUGCAUUUUCUAUAUGGAACUUGGCCGUCAGAGUGUUUUGGGCUGUGGUGAAUUAUGGAUGGAAACGGAUAAUGCUGCUGUCGCUACCAAUAUGCAUAAUAUAAUAUUGAGCGCUAUGUCAGCAAAAACUGAGACUAACAUGAACUUUUUAAAUGUUUAUCAAGGAAGACCUGAUAUUAGUCAUGAACCAAUGAGAAAACGUUCAUCAUCGGCAAACGAAUCCUCCAAACCAAUGAACGUUAUACAAAAUCGUCAAAGUGCUGUCGAAUUGCGGAAUAGUAGUUCCUUACAUAAUAACACUUAUGGAAGAGAACGGUGUGAUAGUUUACCAACAAGAAAUCGAACCUUAAGCGACUGCAGCAAUCAACUAAACCUUGGAUCAAAUCAUGGUUUCCGAUCUAACACGAUUUCUGGGAACCGUCCACACACAACCAACAAACCUAAUAAUAGUCCACCGCUUAAUACACCAUUACGAUGCUCGGAAUCUGAAGAAUCAUCAGUUAGUGUCGACGAAUCCGAUGAUAACGGAAGUUUUACCCCUUAUCGACGAAACACCCGGUCUUCCAAAGGAGUUAUUCCCGAAGAAAAUGUUGACGAUUUUGCAAAUGCUGAGUUGAGUUCAACAACUGUAAAAAAUGAAAGAGUUGAUAACUAUAUUCCGAUGACUCCUAUUAAGCCCAUAAGUGAUACUGCUCAUGAAAUAUUGCAGUCUAAUCAUAUUUUGUUGAAAAGUGCUGGCGCUGAAGAAUUAAAUUUUAAUUUUCCUGAGCAUACAUCCGAAAAACUUAUUAAAGAUCUUGAUAUAGAUUCGGACAAUCAGUUUGAUCGUCCUAUUCGUGCUUACUCAAUAGGAAAUAAAGUUGAGCACUCAAAACUUAAACGCAUUGGAUACAUAAAUGAUACUGGAAAGAACUCACAUCGUGUUCGAGCUUAUUCGGUUGGGUCAAAGUCCAAAAUACCUCGAUGUGAUUUGCAACGUAUUGUACUUGUAGAAAAGGAUAAAAACAAAUCUGGAACAAACGGGAGCCAUAACAAUAUAUUUAUAGACGAUUCUAUUUUAAAUGAAGUCAUUCGUUCUAAUACAAUCCGAGAAAAAAAAUCAACAAGUGCUCCUCUGUUAAGCCUUAAGCAUCAAAUAAACACUGAUCGUAUGAGUGAUUUGAUGGAAAUUGAUUUUUCACAAACAGCGAAUUGGGAAAAAAAACAGCUCAUUAAAAACAAUGACAUUCCCAAAAAUAUUGAAAAUGUAUUUCCAAAAUACAUUCGAAACACUACCUUUCGAUCGGAUUUAAAUGUUACUACGGAUCAAAACGUUUUUGGGAGAAAUCAAAUAAAUAAUGGCCUACAUGGCCUAUCAGAUGGUGGAUACUUGGAAAUGAAACCUGUUGGUAAAGCUUACUGCGAGUCAAGUGUGUCUUCCCUUCCAAAUAAAAUGGAAAAGCUCAAGCUAAAAGACUAUUCGGAAACACAUAUGCAGGCUUUUAUUGAUACGAGGAAAACAGAUGAACCAUCCGUAAUUGUUGAAGAAUUGCAGAACUCUAGUUUAAAUGAAAUUGGUUGUAAAACUAUGGAAUUGACCUCUUCUGACAGUAACGAGAAUCUUGGUUUAAUACGACAACGAACAUACAUGAGUCAAGAAAUUGAAAGCAACAAGAAAAAAAAAGCAGAAGACGGCACUAUAGACCCAAGCUACCCAGUCUUAGAUAAAAAGAAAUUAGUACAUUCAAUAAGCAAUGAAGAUUAUACCCAAGUUACAGGAAACAUCAGUCAUUUUGCUAAAUAUAACGAUUUUGGCUAUAAAAUUAUUCAAAUAAAAAGUGAUAGCUCACUAAUCUCAUUAAAGAACAAUCAAAAGGCCAUUCCUAGUGACGAUUCGGAGCCUAGACCAACAGAAAAUUGUAUUAUGCUAGCCGACAAUGUUCCCAGCUCAAGCACGAAAUGCAAUUUGCAGCUAAAAAUACCUGAUUUGAAAAGAAAUGAGGCCAGUAAAAUAUCCAGAUUUCUUCCAAUUAAAAAUUUAAAUAUCCCAUCGGGUCAUCCUUCACGCAUAUCCCAGCCUGAACUUUACUACGCAAGUCUUGAUCUUCCCCAUUAUAGCGGAAAAAACGCUGGAGCCUUUCUCAAAAGAGGCUCAUGUGAAUCGCCGCCAGUUGCAUUGUCUUUAGAAGCAGGGAAUGCAUAUGCAAAAAUAGAUUUUGAUCAAUCAGACUGAUCUUCCUCCUCAUCGAACUUCUAUAAUAUUUAAAGUAAAUUGUUAACUAUGUGUAUAUAACAUUGUAAAUUUAUUGUACAUAUUUUUGGAAAAGCUUCAAAUUUUAUAUAAUAAACAAUAAAUUUUAAUUACAGUGUAAACGA